UCGAUUGAUUUCACCAACUGAGCAUUUCUAUCAUCCAAUAUCUUCCGAAAGUCUCUCCUUCAUCAUCCUCAUUUACGAAUUUCAAUUUUCUCAUCAUUUACUGAAAUUAGUGGAAAUUGUUCAUUGGGAUCCUCAUACGAAUCAGUGUAAACAACAUCGUUCACUAAGAUUAUCAUAACUGUCUCCGUUAUAAUAGUUUUAAGAUUAAUUUUCUAUUGAUUGUCCAGUUUAAUCACCCUUAUUAUUUGUGUUUGAAACUCUAAUUAAAUCAUCAAAAUGUCGAAAACUCGAACGGACUCUUCAAAGAAACGAGCAACUCGAUCAACGUCCAAUGUGUUUGCAAUGUUUACUCAAAAUCAAAUUGCUGAGUUUAAGGAGGCAUUCCAAUUCAUCGACUCAAAUAAGGACGGAAUCAUCGAUAAAAAUGAUCUUAGAGCGACUUUUGAUUCUCUUGGUCGAAUGUACCCCGAUGAACAAUUACAAUCAAUGUUAGCCGAAGCUCCUGGACCAUUAAACUUCACGAUGUUCUUGUCAAUCUUUGGUGAACGAAUUGCUGGAACUGAUCGAGAAGAUGUUAUCCAAGCUGCUUUUAGAACCUUCGAUGGCGAUCAAACAGGAAAAGUCCACGAAAAUGUCCUGAAAAAAGCGCUAAUGACCUGGGGCGAAAAAUUAACCGACGAUGAGAUCGAAGUAGCAUUUCGAGAAGCUCCAAUCGAUAGUCGAGGAUUUAUUGACAUUAACGGAUUCGUCAAAACAAUUAGUGGCUCUGCCGACGAGGAAUAAUCUUAUUAAUUGCCAAUAAUUAAAAAAAAUCAACAAUGAAAAAAAAUUGAUAAUCAACAAUCAACAUGAAAACAAUUAAGUCUCAUUGUAAAUUUGAUCAAUCAGAUCAAAUCAGUGAAUAUAUUAUUUCAAUUUAUUCGGAAAUUUGAUGAAUUCUCUUGACAAUCAAUCAGAUGGAUAAUUUAUUCGUCUAUUAAAUUAAAUUAUCAAUCAA
This is a messenger RNA of Panonychus citri (citrus red mite), 997 nucleotides long. RefSeq names its product myosin regulatory light polypeptide 9-like. Gene Ontology annotation, molecular function: myosin heavy chain binding; calcium ion binding. The transcript has 4 exons. Gene Ontology annotation, cellular component: myosin II complex; cytoplasm. The record is from RefSeq and is a predicted model, not a curated record. NCBI's taxonomy places the organism in Eukaryota, Metazoa, Arthropoda, Arachnida, Trombidiformes, Tetranychidae. Gene Ontology annotation, biological process: post-embryonic development; locomotion. The coding region runs from base 277 to 783 and encodes 168 amino acids.